AUGUCGGGCGAGCACCGCCAGUGGCCCGGCAGCAUCCUCUACAACAUGCUCACGAGCGCUAAGCAAACGCACGAGGCUUCGGAAGCACAGGGGGCGCCCAGGGCGCGGCCCGGGGGCCUGUGCUGGGGCUGCUCCUGUGGCGCGGAGCCCCCCGUGGGUAGAGACGGGCUGUCCGGUAGGCGGACGGUGGCGGUCCUGUACCGCUGCUGCUUUUGCGGUGAAGACCACCCACGGCAAGGAAGCAUCCUCUACCACAUGCUCACGAGCGCGAAACAAAUGCAAGAAGCCCCCGAGGCGCUGCGGGGCGCGUGCUGGGGCUGCUCCUGCGGCGCGGAGCCCCCGGCGGCCAGAGAGGUGGCGCCGGGCGGGAGGCCCGUGGCGCUCCUGUAUCGCUGCUGCUUUUGCGGCGGCGAGCACCCACGGCAGGGCAGCAUCUUCUACAACAUGCCCACGGGCUCAAAACAAAUGCACGCGGCUCAGCCGGUGGUCUGCGAGGCAGCCUCGGCGGGCCUGUUGAAGACGAUGCGCUUCGUCAAGUACUUACCCUGUUUCCAGGUUCUGCCCCUGGACCAGCAGCUGGUGCUGGUGCGCAGCGGCUGGGCGCCGCUGCUCAUGCUUGAGCUGGCCCAGGACCGCGUCAAUUUCGAGACCGUGGAGACCUUGGAGCCCAGUUGGCUGCAGAGCGUCCUCACCACCAGGCGGCGGGAGCCCUCGGGAGAGGAGCCCACNACGCCUGCCUCCACGCUGCAGCCGCGCUCGGCACCGCAGCCGGAGGCGGGCACCGCAGCCGCCGAGGUCCAGGCUAUUAAGGGCUUCCUUGUCAAGUGCUGGAGCCUGGGCAUCAGCACCAAGGAGUACGCCUACCUCAAGGGGAUCGUGCUCUUCACCCCGGACCUGCCGGGCCUGCGGUGCGUGAAGUACAUUCAGGGACUUCAGUGGGGAACUCAGCAGAUCCUCGGCGAGUACACCAGGAUGACAUACAGGGGGUACCACGCCAGAGUCGCUGAACUGAAUAGUGUCCUUUUCCAGCUUAGAUUCAUCAACGCCAAUGCCGUUGCGGAACUGUUCUUCAGGUCCAUCAUUGGCACAGUCAGCAUGGAUGAUAUGAUGCUGGAAAUGCUCUGUACUAAUUUAUAA
This is a messenger RNA of Miniopterus natalensis, 1137 nucleotides long. NCBI's taxonomy places the organism in Eukaryota, Metazoa, Chordata, Mammalia, Chiroptera, Miniopteridae. The record is from RefSeq and is a predicted model, not a curated record.